Messenger RNA from Saccostrea cuccullata (small rock oyster), 1236 nucleotides. RefSeq lists its product as uncharacterized. The record is from RefSeq and is a predicted model, not a curated record. Lineage: Eukaryota; Metazoa; Mollusca; Bivalvia; Ostreida; Ostreidae. The transcript is spliced from 7 exons. The coding region runs from base 52 to 1059 and encodes 335 amino acids.
AUUGCGACCAGACGUGCAAAAAAUUCAGAAACCUAUAUCUGAAAUUUCAACAUGAAAUUGAAAGUAAUACUUACUCAUUGCACUGCCUACAAAGCAAGAAGGUUUAAUCCUUACAAGAGACCAAGACCCAGACUUCUACCAAGGAGGACAGCUGAUGUUGACCAUGAUCUUCCACAGUCCGAUAUCGGGCUGGAAAAAUGCUGCUCUUCUGGGAAAGAUAUGAUGUUCGUCAACAGCAACACAGAAGGGACACAGACACUGUAUCCUUUGGAGAAAGGCUUUAGCAAGGCAGACCAGUCUUCCCUUGGUGAUGAUUUAGCGACCAAACUGUCCGAUAGCUUAGUGGGAGGAAACACUGAGGAUGACUGUGUUAUUAUUGGAUACUACCCGGCUGGGAGCGACACGCCAUCUGAUCUACAGGACAAAGAUAUCGGUAAUAGCCAACAUAAGGUCAAAGAUAUCGGGAAUAGCCAACAUAAGGACAAAGAUGUGGAUCCUACGCUCUUAUUGGGAUCUGAAAAGAAGGAUUCCUCAUCAGUCAGUGAUGGCGAAGCAGCUGACAUUGCUGGCAAGGAGGGACCGUCAAGGGAGCCACGAUGUGAUACUUUGGACUUCUUGUUCACACAUUCAGAGGUUGACGAGUCCAACAAGAAAUACCGGACAUGGUCAGAACUGGAGACCUCAGAGGGCAAAACUAAUUCACCUCCUCCAAGAGAAAGCUAUAUACCCACUGAUCAGGCGUGGUGGUAUGCACAGAAUGUCAUCGCCAUAGGCUCCCAGUUGACACGGUUAGUCAAUGAAUCAGAAACACGGAGAAUGGUCCCUACAGAGGAGUACCCCACUCAUGUGUGUGAGUGGUUGGCUGGGGUUGACUUCAGACACGAGUGUGUGAGACAAAAGAUAGACUACACACGACCCCGACCCAAAAGUCCGCGAGAAAAACCAGGCUUCUGUGCCAGACACCGGCCUUAUGUGAGAAAAACUCGUAACCACAGAGAAGCUUUAGCUAAUGUAGGUCGCGUGGACCUCAACAGAGUGCAGUUUAUUAAUAAUUUCUAAACAGAAUUUAGAUUAGAACAAUUCCAUAUAUGUGAAGAUGGCAAACUCCUACAAAAUGGGACAAGUGCAAUUUCAAAAAUGACAUUUGCAAUUAUAUUAUAUUAUACCAGUAUUAUCAGUGUCAAAUAAGCAAAAUCAUGUUAUGAUCUAUUGUUUCUUAAAGAAAAUAAACGUCCC